AUGAAAGUUGGCUUGAGUUCCCAUGACAAAGACGUGAUUCUGAAUACCCUUAGUAUUCUCACAAAUCUUCUUUCUGUUGGGACAAACAGGAGGGUCCAGUAUACUAUUAGCAAAGGGGGUAGCGAAGCCCUUUUGCAGGCAUUGGUGAAUGCAGCACGAACUCCAGUACCAGACUAUGACAUCUUGUUACCUCUCUUGCGUUUGCUGGUCAGAGUUGGCUGUAAAGAUAACAAAUUUGGAUUAAAAGCACAGCGCCUGGAGGCGAUUGAUGUAACCCUCAGCCUGGCACGAAAAAAUCUUCACCACCACGAGAAUCUCACCCACUGUCUCUGGGCAUUGCAGAUUUAUGCUUCUAAUGUUACAGUAGGAACUAUGUUGGGCAUUAAUGGAGCGAUGGAAUUGCUCUUCCAAGUUAUCACACCAUAUACCAAGAAGCAUACCACCACAACAAGGGCAGCAGUUGAAGCUUUGGCAGCUUUGCUGAAAUCAAAAUCCAACAGUCGCCGAGCUGUACACAGAGGCUACUUUUGUCAGCUGCUCCGGUUGUAUCAAGAUUGGCAUCAUCGAGACACUUCAAAUAACUACAUUCUAAUCCGGAGGGGUCUUUUGCUUUGUCUCAAGCAUGUCACCAAUGUCCGCUCUGGGAGAGAAAGUUUCCUUCUUAUUCAUGGCAUGGAGAUGCUUUUCAGAACAACACAGACUUGUCUGUUCAGCAAGAAUCUGGACCCUAUCGUCAAUACAGUGACUCAGAUCCUCAGGAAAACCUAUCCGAAGAUGCCCUUUCCUUCAGCUGAAAUUAGCAGUUCCUAUUCUUUUCCCAUUCCUGGGAAAACAGAAUCUUCACUUUCCAGACCUGAAGAUUAUCUUGAUGAAGACACUGAGGAAGAGAUUGAGAAAGACUGUGAUAAUGAAAACGCUGAAAAUAAGGAGGAAGAUGAUGAUCUAGAGAAGGAUAUUAACAAGCUUCUAUCAAGGCCAGAGCUUGACCGACCUGAAUUGGAACUGAAUCAGUAUAUGGUCAUGUGUCCUGAACUUCAGUAUAACUUUCAGGUAAAUGAAUUGGAGCCUAAUGAUGAACUGAAUUCUGUGGACAUCCCUGGGAUCCUGACCAGUUCCUGCCUCCAUGUCAUUCCAUGUGCUGCUUCCCUGAAGUGCCAGCACAAAUGUAGAGAAGGGGACCAAAGUAUAGAAGAAAAAAAGCAGAUCCAGAGGACUUUAGAGAGGCCAGUAUACAGAGAGGAAAGAAAACAGAAACUCCAUGAACCUGAAAAAAGAACUUUGGGUGAAUCAGAAACUUCUUUCAGAAAAGGCAUGAUCUCCAGUGAGGGUCAUGAAACCCAAGAGGGAUUAGGGAACUGGCAGACAUCCCAGUUCCAACAUGUGAAUUCCUGUGGACCUGGCUGCCAGGAGGGAACAGAAGCUUCUGAAGUGGUUACAAAGCUUUUGGAGAGGCAUCCUGGGAACAUCUCUUUCCACAAACCUAAGUUAUUUAUGGCAAGGGCUAACUGCACCCGCUCCAUUCCAGAGUACAGAGUAUUGGCAUUCCCAGAUCUCUGGGGUCAUCAACCUCCUCCUCACAGCCAGCCUUUGCAGCAAAGGAAAUGUGGUAUCCAAAAGGUCAAAAUAUUUGAUGAUAUACGCCGUGUGGUCCAGCCAGCUGAUAUAACCAAGCGAGUUGUCUUCAGUUUAGACGGCUCUGAUUCUUUGCAUUCAGAUCAACAAAAUGGCUUAAAAUUCUUUUCCAAAUUUGAAUCUGGGAACCUCCGCAAAGCCAUUCAAGUGCGGGAGUAUGAAUAUGAUUUGAUCCUCAACCCUGAUAUCAACUGUGCCCAAUACCAUCAAUGGUUCUACUUUGAGGUCAGUGCCAUGAAGUCUGCCAUUCCUUAUCGCUUCAACAUCAUCAACUGUGACAAGCCAAACAGCCAGUUUAAUUAUGGUAUGCAACCAGUCAUGUAUUCAGUGAAGGAAGCUCUACAGGGGAGACCUCACUGGAUUCGAGUGGGCUAUGAUAUCUGUUAUUACAAAAAUCACUACCGAAACUAUGGCCCAGCAGCGGCAGAAGGUCCUUGUGGGAAGUCAUGCUAUACUCUCACCUUCAGCCUCGUUUUCCCUCACCAAGAAGAUGUUUGCUACCUGGCCUACCAUUACCCAUACACCUACUCUACCAUGAUGUCUCACCUUGACAUCUUGCAGCAAACCAGGAAUACAAAGAAAAUCUUCUUCAAGAGGCAAAUCCUUUGCUACACUCUAGCGGGAAAUGCGUGCCCACUGCUUACCAUCACUGCCAUGCCUCAAUCGGAAAGCAGGAAUGACCUGGAGCAGUUCCGUGACCGUCCUUAUAUCGUACUCACGGCACGGGUUCACCCUGGUGAGAGCAAUUCCAGCUGGGUUAUGAAGGGGACUCUGGAGUUCCUCCUCAGUAACGAUCGACUAGCUGAUCUUCUGCGCCAAUGCUUCAUCUUCAAGAUUAUUCCCAUGCUGAAUCCAGAUGGAGUCAUCAAUGGCCAUCAACGGUGUUCCUUGAGUGGUGAUGAUUUGAACAGGCAAUGGCUGAAACCCGACCCUGUGUACCACCCCACCAUUUACCACAGCAAAGGUCUCCUUUAUUACCUCAAGAGCCAAGGUCGAGUUCCAGUGGUGUUUUGUGACUACCAUGGUCAUUCUCAGAGAAAGAACAUCUUUCUGUAUGGAUGCAGCAUAAAGGAGACUCUCUGGCAGGCAGGAUGUACUGUAGACACAUCCAAGGUGACUGAAGAUGUUGGCUAUCGGACUCUGCCAAAGAUCUUGGAUAAAGUGGCUCCUGCUUUUCUCAUGAGUAGCUGCAGCUUCUUGCUGGAGAAGUCACGUGACUCCACAGCCCGAGUGGUGGUUUGGCGGGAAAUAGGAGUGCUGAGGAGCUACACCAUGGAAAGCACCUAUUCUGGAUGUAGCCAUGGACUCUAUAAGGGUCUUCAGAUGGGAACUUCAGAACUGGAGGAGAUGGGUGCCAAAUUCUGCCUUGGACUUCUGGUCCUUCAGCUUAAAUCCCUGCCAUGCAGCAAGAAGGUGAUGACCCAGGCAGAGACUUUAUUGGAUCUGGAAGAGGAAAUUGCUGAUCUCCAGUCACAAAGGUCAGACCAGUAA
Molecule: messenger RNA, 3123 nt
Organism: Notechis scutatus (mainland tiger snake)
Lineage: Eukaryota; Metazoa; Chordata; Lepidosauria; Squamata; Elapidae
Source: RefSeq, a predicted model, not a curated record